This is a messenger RNA of Toxotes jaculatrix (banded archerfish), 3739 nucleotides long. RefSeq names its product AVL9 homolog (S. cerevisiase) (gene avl9). Gene Ontology annotation, cellular component: cytoplasm. The transcript is spliced from 16 exons. Lineage: Eukaryota; Metazoa; Chordata; Actinopteri; Toxotidae. The coding region runs from base 152 to 2056 and encodes 634 amino acids. The record is from RefSeq and is a predicted model, not a curated record.
GGAACAGAAAGUCAUCGCUGCUGCGGCUGAGUUGCGCUCCCGUCUGUUUACCGACCCCGGAGGUGAAAAUAGUCCCUGUUUACCGUUUCUGCAUCCGACCCCCGAGUUCAGCGCAACACAGUCCUGCCUAAACACCAAGGGGGAGGCGGCCAUGGAGUCUCACGGCAGGGACGACGUGAAAGGGCCGGUGCUGCACAUCGUGGUGGUUGGAUUUCACCAUAAAAAGGGCUGUCAGGUUGAAUUCUCCUACCCUCCCUUGAUGCCAGAUGAGGGUCAUGACAGUAAUCUGCUGCCCGAGGAGUGGAAGUACCUCCCAUUCCUGGCUCUGCCUGACGGGGCACACAACUACCAGGAAGACACUGUGUAUUUUCACCUGCCGCCUCUCAGCGGAGACAUGAAGUGUGUGUACGGAGUUUCCUGUUAUCGCCAAAUAGAAGCAAAGGCCCUGAAGGUCCGGCAGGCUGAUGUCACCAGGGAGACGGUUCAGAAGAGCGUCUGCGUCCUCAGUCGAGUGCCUCUCUACGGGCUCCUCCAGGCGAAACUACAGCUCAUCACACACGCCUACUUUGAGGAGAAAGACUUUUCACAGAUCUCGAUUCUAAAGGAACUCUACGACCACAUGAACAGCUCUCUGAGGGGUUCGGCUCUGGAGGGAUCACAGGUUUACUUAGGGUUAUCACCAAGAGAUUUGAUACUGCACUUUCGACACAAGGUCCUCAUCCUCUUCAAGCUCAUUCUGCUGGAGAAGAAGGUCCUGUUCUAUGUUUCUCCUGUCAACAGACUAGUAGGAGCUCUGAUGACAGUUUUAUCACUGUUUCCAGGUAUGAUCGAGCACGGCCUGGUGGACUCGUCCCACUACAGACCAAAGAGCAGCGUGUCGGAGGACCUGAGUCUGGUGGAGAGCAUCUCCGGAGCUGAGGAGUUCGUCUCCGUGUCCGUCACCGACAUCGGAGACACCAACCUGGAGCUGGAGGGGGAGGAGACCGCCAGGCCUGCUGCAGAGUCUCUGACCUCUGGGAACAGCGCAGAGGGGGACAACCACCUCCUCAAACCCCCGUCACGGACCUCUCCAGAGUCCUCAGAGAGCGACUGGGAGACUCUGGACCCCAGUGUCUUGGACGAAGGUGGUCUUAAAGAGGCAUCUGAGGGGAAGGAGACUGGGUCAGAGCUACCGGACGCCUUCGACUCCAAACCGGGGACGCCCAUCACUGUGCAGCCUCAGGCGGUCGGCAGUCAGGGAGGGGUCGUCCAGGGCCUGGUGUCCGGCCUGGAGGAGGAUCAGUACGGUCUGCCGCUCCCCAUCUUCACUAAGGGUUACCUGUGUCUGCCCUACAUGGCCCUGCAGCAGCAUCACCUCCUAUCAGACGUGACGGUACGAGGCUUUGUUGCCGGGGCGACCAACAUCCUCUUCCGCCAGCAGAGGCACCUAAGCGAUGCUAUAGUUGAGGUGGAGGAAGCUCGAAUCCAGAUCCAGGACCCUGAGCUCCGGAAGAUCCUGAGUUUGACGACCGCAGACCUCCGCUUCGCCGACUACCUCGUCAAACACGUGACGGAGAACCGCGACGACGUCUUCUUGGACGGGACGGGCUGGGAGGGCGGAGACGAGUGGAUCAGAGCCCAGUUCACCCUCUACCUCCACUCAUUACUGUCCUCUGCGUUACAGCAGGAUAGCGAGAGGCUGCUGGCAGAUUACGGCGUUCCCUUCAUCGCAGCGUGGAAGAUCACCCACAACUACCGGGUGUGGUUCAGCAACAAGCACCCCGCCAUGGCCGCCAUCACCCCGGGACACCCGUUCCAGGGACAGUACAGCGUUGCUGAUGUGAAACUACGGCUCUCACACUCUGUGCAGAACAGCGAGCGAGGGAAGAAGCUCGGAAACGCCAUGAUGACCACCAGUCGCAGUGUUGUGCAGACGGGGAAGGCCGUGGGUCAGUCAGUGGGCGGAGCGUUGACCAGCGCCAAGUCGGCCAUGUCCUCUUGGUUCUCCACACUGGCCCAACCUGCAGCUGUAACCCCCCCGGGCUGUCCUGAGCCUGCAGCUGAGUUCAAACCGUGACCACCAGUGUCCCCCAAAACCCCCACUGACUCUGUCCCCCAUUGUCCCUCUGAUCCUCUGGUCACUGGUCAGAUUCUUUUCCCAGCAUCAUAUUAGCAGGAUGCCUCUGGACGGGAAGGCAGCACUGCCGUUUCACCAACUGUACAGUCCAUAUCCACUGUGAGGCAGAGACCGCCAGCACUGCCACAUCAGAAUCAUAUCUGACGGGCUGUCCCACACAGCUGCAGUUUGCAUUGCGGGACGCUGUCCUGUGAGACACUACAGAUGCUGGCGUUGGGUUUGCAGUGUUCUCUCUUUGCUGCGUAUUUCCAGAGCUUGUCUGUGAAGACGGCUCUUUUGCUGACAGAGUAAUUAUGUAAAAAAAAAAAAGUGUGUCACGGGAUUUGACAGAAGAGCAUGAGCUGUGGAACCUCUGCAGAUUUUUACGGUUUAGAUUUUAAAUUUAGUCUGACUCGUGUUUUCCUGACGCCUCUGUAAUAACAUUGUGGUCGUCUCUGUAACGGCGUGAACUCCUGGGUGUUGGUAUUAUUGUGUAAAAAUUCAUGUUGAGUGGCUCCAGCGAGGCCGCCACUAACAGCUGUUUUCAUUAUUCAUUAUUUUUGUUUAAUUUUCAUCUUUUGUUUUUAAGAUCUCGUCUAAAAAAUAGUCAGAAAAAAAACAAAACAAAGAAUGUCAUCAGUUUCCAGGGUGACAAUGAAAAAGCCGAGAGCUAAAAACAAUCAGUCAAAUAAAUUAUUCAUCAAUGGAAAGAAGUUUCCAGUUCAUCGUUUCGGUCGUUUCCUGUGGAGAAGAACAUGGGAAAUGAAAAGUGAUUAAAAUGUGUGCCAAUACAAAUAAAUACAAAAAUUAACACAAGCUACUGAGACAAUGUGAUGACAAAUGUUGAACACUGUUACAGAAAUAACCACAACGUUAUUACAUGAGUCCUUGUGAACCUAAUGCCUGAUUUUGUGCCCUGAUAAACGAUAAAAACCUCCAUUAACUGUCGAGGAAGCUGCACCCGGCUGUGUGUUUGACGGGGUCUUACUAACCCACACCCUGGCCUUUUUGUACUUUGCUGUCAGUAUAUAAAUAUUGGGAGAACUAUAUUUAGUAAAUCUGAAGAUAUUAUAAAUUCAGAUAACUUAUUUAUUUGUUGUGUAUGAACUUGUUAUCUCAUAAAUAUCCAUGUUUUGUCUUGACAACACUGGAACAAAUCCUAAUCUGUGGACCACUGUGUUUAUUUGCACAAAGCAGCCAUUAUGUUCUGCUUCUGUGAAUCUUUAUCUUGUAUAACUGUAAUUUUGAGGUGCUUACACAAUCUUUUCCCUCCAUGCUACAAAUAUGCGGUUGGAUUAAAAGUGGUCCAGUGAGCAUGCUCUGUCCAUAUUUUAAACAUUUGCUCUUCAUUUUGUUUAGUUUUUUUUUCUUCAUGCUUAUAAACCUUGUUUGGCCAUCAACUCAUUUCUGGAAUUUGCUUUUGAUUGCUGGAUGUUUGAGAAAAUAUCUACUGCUUUUUCUUUUUUUUUACCCUCUGAUGAUAUAUUUUUCAUUUUGUAUUUAAAAGAUAUGAAUGUAUUGUGAAUUCAGAUUCACAGAAUAUUUUCUUGACAGAUGCUUUAAUGUAUUUGAGAAGAAGUGAAACUAUAUUAUAUUGCUGUAUUAAAAAAUGAUUAAAAUACCGCAGCUUUUAUUUUUAGUGGA